Molecule: messenger RNA, 1398 nt
Organism: Effrenium voratum
Lineage: Eukaryota; Dinophyceae; Suessiales; Symbiodiniaceae
Source: the annotation of a GenBank genome assembly
UUCACAUCUUGCAGCCCCUAGAGCCGGCAUGGCCAUGAAAUCAGACAAGAGGCCGCAUUACGAGCCUGACUUCGCGAAGGUUGACUCCAUUCUCCGGCACCUCCAACAGACAGAGAGUCACGACUGGCUCGGGGAGAUCACUCACUGGGGAACACAGGUUUGCUAUUUACUGCUGCAGAACUACAACAUCACACGCCUCAACAUCCAGAGUAGCAACUUCCAUCUCAUCCUGCUCACCACGUUUUUCUUUGCUCAACGUAUUUGGUUCUUCCUGUGGCGGAUGACGCAGUUCUCGGAUGCGCACGGUGUUCGCUUCGCGUGUCACCUUACCCUGUUCUUCGUUAUGGUGGAUUCUUUGUACUGUGGCUUGACUCUUGCCAUGCAGGACUCUUUCGCGGGAGUCUACUUGGCGUUGCCAUUGCUUUUGAGUGUCCUCUUUUACCACGGUUAUUUGAAGUCGCAGACCAAUGUGUUCACUGCUGAGCUCUUCAACAUGCUAAGACGAUGUGUCUAUCACAGCCUUGAAGCUGCCUAUUGCAUCGGGGUCCUGCCGUUGAGGUUCGUCCGGUACGACUACAUUUAUUACGACACAUCUCGAUGCGCGUUCUUGACCUUUCUGGUCACUGUGCACAUCUUUCUGAGCUUCCUGUGCCUGGAGUUGCACUGUCUCGGGUCAGAGGCGUUGCAGCAGACUCGGAUGCUGGGCGAGUGGCGGCGAAUUGCGGAACCGGGCCCCAAGCAGGGCAAGCCCGCAGAGUGGUCCUCUUACGGCGGUCCAUAUCCAAGAGGCGCAGUGGUUCUUUGCAAAGGUCGCUACUACGAAGCACUGGCAGCCCAGAAUACCUGUAUGCCGACAAGCCUGCGACUAUGGCCAAUUGUGUUCAUCUUGGGCGACUCGCAGCGGGCGAAGGCCUUCAUGUUGGUUGCCCUGUUAAUGCUGAACAUGGUGUUGGUGCAGCUUGUCCUCUGGUCCAACCAGUGGAUCAUGUAUGCAAUCAUGAUCAUCCCCAACGCCAUCCACUUUCUGUAUGUGAAGCUGAGAAAGACGCAUUCUUUCUUCAACCCUGCACAUCUCAAUCUCAGGCAGCUCCAGUGGGAUCUGAGGGGGAUGCCUCCAGGGCAAAGCGACCUGGGCAAAAAUUGCAGAGGCGCUCUGGACAGAGGCUGGGCGAGCGGCCUUUCCAAGGGACUGGCCGAGAUGAAACACCGCCACAAUGGUGAGCUCGGCAAUCAUUUUGCCGACAGUUUUGGUGAUUCGAGUUGCCCAGAUCCGCUGUUCAUGUCUGCUGUUGCAGCCUCAACAUCGUUCUUCUUCGGGAACGCCGGAUCCACGCGGUAUCCGGAUUUGGCUCCUUCAUGAGUGGGAAUCUGUUCCAUCCUUGCAUGCCUGGUGCAGCC